Messenger RNA from Drosophila kikkawai, 3233 nucleotides. Lineage: Eukaryota; Metazoa; Arthropoda; Insecta; Diptera; Drosophilidae. The record is from RefSeq and is a predicted model, not a curated record.
AUGCCGAAAAAAGAAAGUUUGCUGUCCCGCGCAUCAACUUACUCCCCCAUGGAUGACCUUCAAGUGUACAAAGGAAAGGAGAUGAAAUGGAGCUCCUCUGCUGGAGCAUGUUGCGCCAGCUUUGGCGCCGGCUGUUGGCCGCAGGACCUCGCAGGUCUUGGAAGCCGAGUGUGUUUAGUGCUUCGCGAGGAUUGCGAGGCGCCACACACACAACGCGGAACGCGUCUCCGUGCUCGCGCUUCUCCUUUAUUUUUGUUGCGUGUGUUCCACGAAGUGCCGCGAGUGCCAAAGAAGAGUCAACUCCUCCGCAGAUCGAAGCAGAGACCGAGAGAGCCCAGAGAGAGAGAGAGCGAGAGCGAGAGCGAGAUAAGGAACCCAAUCGGCCUCACGAUUGACACCCUGCAGCGCAUCCUGCGCCAGGCCCUGCCGCUGGCCACGGAUGCAGUGAUCCGACUCAAUGGCAGCCAGGAGCUACCCGGUGGCCUGGAGGUGAAUCUGGCCGAUCUGUUCAACUACACCGGCGUGGAGUUGGACCUGGCGGCUGACACCUCCGGCCUGGCAGAUGUUGUGCUGCCCGAAAUGGUUUCGAAUCCGGAUGGAUUCCGUACCAGCACCGUAGCUCCAACGCCGCGGAAUAGAACAGGGGCACGUGUCAGCGCCGAUGUCCCCAUCUGGGUGGUGCCCUGCUACUCGGCCAUCCUUCUAUGCGCCGUCGUGGGCAAUCUGCUGGUGGUGCUCACCCUGGUUCAGAAUCGUCGCAUGCGAACGAUCACCAAUGUGUUUCUGCUCAAUCUGGCCAUUUCGGACAUCUUGUUGGGCGUCUUCUGCAUGCCGGUAACCCUGGUGGGCACCCUGCUCCGUCACUUUAUCUUCGGUGAGCUGCUCUGCAAGCUCAUCCAGUUUGCACAGGCCGCCUCCGUGGCCGUGUCUUCCUGGACUUUGGUGGCCAUAUCCUGCGAGCGCUAUUAUGCCAUCUGUCAUCCUUUGAGGUCACGCACCUGGCAGACCAUCAACCAUGCCAACAAGAUCAUAGCCAUCAUCUGGCUGGGCAGUCUGGUCUGCAUGACGCCCAUAGCCGCCUUUAGCCAGCUGAUGCCCACCAGUCGACCAGGCCUUCGCAAGUGCCGGGAGCAGUGGCCAGCGGAUAGCCUCAACUAUGAGAGGGCCUACAACCUGUUCCUGGACCUGGCUCUGCUCGUCCUGCCCCUGCUGGCUUUGAGCUUCACCUACCUGUUCAUCACCCGCACCCUGUACGUGAGCAUGCGCAACGAACGGGCCAUGAACUUUGGCAGCAGCGGUCCGGAGCUGGUCCCCGGCUCGGGUUCCGGUUCCGCAUCCGCCGGUGGGCCGGGCAGUCAGCGGCGUAACGGCGCCAACGGAAGCCAUUGCCAAUCGUUGGACACGAUUGUGGCGGCGCAGCAGCAGCACCAUCCGCAGUACUAUUACGCGGACUAUGCCCAUGGCGGCAGCAAGCGGCGGCUGCUGGGCGGAGCACCUUGUGAGGGGCGGCGACACCUGUACUGCAUGAGGAGUGCCUCUGUCAAGUCGCUGCGACAGCAGCAGCAGCAGGUCAACGGGGGAGCAAGUGGAGCAGGAGGAGACUGCUGCAGCCGGGCCCAGCGGAUGCGACACCAGAUGCAGCAUCACCAGCAUCCGCAGCAGCAACAGCAGCAGCAGCAGGGUUAUAUCAGCGACAACGAGUCCCGGCGCAAGUCCCUGUCCCAGCCUAGCCUGCGCAUCACAGAGGCGGGACUGCGAAGAUCCAACGAGAGCAAGAGCCUGGAGAGUAAGAAACGCGUGGUGAAGAUGCUAUUCGUCCUGGUCCUGGAGUUCUUCAUCUGCUGGACACCGCUGUAUGUGAUAAACACAAUGACCAUGCUCCUGGGACCGGCGGUGUACGAAUAUGUGGGCUACACGGCCAUUAGCUUCUUGCAGCUGCUGGCCUAUUCCUCCAGCUGCUGCAACCCCAUCACUUAUUGCUUCAUGAAUGCCAGCUUCCGGCGCGCCUUUGUGGACACCUUCAAGGGCAUGCGAAUCUGUGAGCGACUGUGUGCACCCUGCUGCUUCUGGCGGCGACGGUCCAAGAACGAAACGAAUCUCUCCGUGGCUGGGAACUCGAUUGCCCUGGCCAACUCGGUCAUGUCCAGCCAUACGAUUCUGGAGAGCCCGCGACUCUGAGCCAGCCGGCGGAGGCCAAAGCCCCAAGUUGGAGCUGAUAUGGCAGAGACGGAGUCGCUGUAGUGGUGGUGACUCUCUCUUAUUUGUGAUGAUGCAAUCUAACUGCAAUAGAAACUGUGUGGUUGUCAACGAUUCUGCCGCGUUCUGAAUGUGGGUGGAGUGAGCUAUAGGAGGAGGCGGAGGAGGAGGAGGAGCAGGGUGGCCAGGAGGAUUUGGUAGGAUCUAGGGAAUGUUAAACCUAGCAAUUAAUGUUUUUAAACUACGUAUGUGUCCGUUUUAGAGUUGCGCCAAGGCGAGUUAAUUGAUGUGAGUUACUAGGCUUUGACCUCGCGUUUCUUUUUGUUUACAUAAAAUGUACAUUUAAGGGCUAAUUAACGGGUAGAUAAAGUCCCUGUCAGGGUGAGAGGGUAAUUAUGAGAGAGUGAAGUGAAGGUAAAAGCCUAAAAUAUUUACAGGUGAGAUUAAACCUAGGAUUCUAGUAGACCUUUGGUUUAUCUACUACAUUUAAGGGUAGCUUUCUCAGUCUCCGGUUAAUAUUAACGGGUAGAAAAAGUGUCUGUUAGGAAUAAAAGGAAGUAAUGAGAAGAGGAUGCAAGUUAAGUUUAAGCUUCUGACCGUUCAGAGGCAAGAUUAACCCUAGGGUUCUUUCGGUUUAUCUACUUUAUUUAACCCCCUGUUAAAUAUUAACCCCACAUUGAGAAUACCCAAAUCAGGACUCCUGCACAGCGGUAGGUUUCAAACGAAUCCAGGUUCGCAUUUUACAGCGUAGCCGGUGUCUCCGUUUCCGAUUCCAACUCGAACUCGGACCCGCCUCGUUCAAAAUACUUACUUAGGUUGUCCACAAAAAAAAAUAAUAAGAUAUAUAUACAUAGUAAUAUUUAUAUAAAUGUGAGGAAAUCCAAUUUUAAGUAGACAAACUUAGAUGAAACGGGCAGAAAGUGUGCAAAUUUAAAACCAAAUAAAUACUAAAUCUUAGCUCUUCACUUCAACGAACUUGGCAAUUGCAAUUAUUCGAAUAUAUUUAUAUAUAUAAAUGUUAUAUAUGGCUAAAUCUC